UCUCAGUGACGGGUGCGAGCUCUACGUGAGAAGUUUAAGCUUUACGCAAGUGUGAUUGUUCACGCAGCGCCACUGACGCUGUCGUGUUUUGCGACAUUUUAUUGAUAAAUUUGAGUUUAAAAAAGGGAUAAAACAAAUCAUCGAACAAUUUUUAGUGUUGAAACCGGCGUAAUUUUGAUUGAGUUAUUGGAAUUACUGUCAAUAAAGGUGGAUAAAAGAGCUGUAUUUGUAUUUUGUUGACGAAAAAUACGUCGGUGUUGGAAGGAGUCUAAUGGUCGAUCAAAAAAGCGAGGGAAUUUAAAACACACAAGCAAUACAACUGAGAUCAACAGCACGUCCGCGCACUACGCAACGGUGACCCUGACAUUAGUGUUUACGACUCGCGCCAGUCAAGCUGCUGCUCCUUGUGCCGGUACGGCAAGUGUUGUAAGUACGUGUGUUUUAAAGUCUACAGACAGAGCUUUGUUUAGUUUAGUGAAUAAAAUUGUCAUUUUUAUUUGAUAGUAAUAUUUAAUAUUGAUUAUAAAAAAAAGCAGACAUAUCAGGUGCGUUGAGGAGAAUUAUAAGACAAAGUGCGACGUAGUGUUGGAGUAAAAAAGUAGAAUAAAAUAGCAUCUCGAUUUCUUCAAGAUAAUUGAAUCAUUGAAUGGGAAAAAAACGACAACUUGCUUUACAGGUGCAUACAAAUAGAGUGACGAUCGAGAAUGAAAAUCAACUGACAUCGAGAGAAAAAAACAACGUGGCUAAGAAAUAUAAACAGUACUUUUUGUGUGAUCAACAGUCAUCUGAAAGCAGCAGAUCAUUGAAUAAGUCAAAAAAAUAUACUGUAUUGAGUUUUAGUGUGUCACCGGGUAUAAGAAGGUCGAGGUUAUGGCGCCGAGACGCCACGCCGGCAACAGUCAUGGUCUUCUCGAGGUUGGAGUGAAUCAAGACGUCAUGGAAAACAUGGUAAAUCAUCAAACAAUGAACGGAACAACUCGCUGCUGUACUCCAUCUGGAGAAUGCCUUCGUGGUGAUGCACUUAUUAGAUUUAAUGCUCUUCAAGACACUGUUAAAGUCAUUUGUAACAACGAAAAUUGUCCAAUGGGACAAUUCAUGCAUCGUGAAUGCUUUGAAGCAUGGGAACAGACUUUGCUAACUUACUUGAAGAAUUGCGGAAGAGCACGUAGCUGGUCUGAGAGACAACGUCAUCAAAAUCUGUGGACAAAAAAAGGUUACGACUUGGCAUUCAAGGCCUGUGGAUGUCGAUGUGGUCGUGGACAUUUGAAAAAAGAUUUAGAUUGGAUGCCACCAGGUUUUGGUAAUGCUCCAGGCAGUCGUGUAGAUGAAACUGAAACAAAGAAAAAGAAACGACGCAACCGCCAAAACUCACGGCCAAGCCUCGCUGGAUCAGCAGGCCCGCCAAAUCAUGGUAACCAUAGCAAUGGCCGUGGCAGUGAAGCCCGAAUGAUAGAUUCGAGCAGAGGACGAGCCGGCUCCCUGUCAUCGAGCACCGGUUCUAGCUCUCCACCAGCAACUAGCGAGCCAAGCAUCAGCCCACUUCAUCAGCCUCAGGCAAUAGUCAAAAAGAAGAGUAAGGUAGACUUUUUUGGAGAUCACAGGAUUCGGCAAAGCUGUGGUGCUAAUGGCAUCUUUUCUCGUCGUCUGGACUUCAGCGCUUUUAACAGCCUACCCAGGACCAAGCUCAACUCCUAUCAUAUCAAGAUGGAAGACGAGGGGAAUCAUGGCAAUGACGACACUAGAUGCUUCAUCCUGUCUACUCUCGCAGCUCUCCAGUGGUCACGUGUUUCUUGUGUCCUUUGCCGGGCGGCUAUGCUAGUCUUCGAUAGGUAUCCUCUUGUUGAUGGUACCUUCUUUUUGUCGCCACGGCAGCAUUCUCAUGCCUGUGCUGAGGUAAAAGUGGAAGGACGUACGCAGUAUCUAUCAGCAGUCUGCAUGAAUUGCUUGGAAGGAAGUGGAUCAGCUCCAAUACGCUGUCGUGCUUGUACUGUUCAAUGGGAUGGAUCUAGCUUGGUUCUUGGUACAAUGUAUAGCUAUGAUAUUUUUGCUGCAAUGCCUUGUUGCACCGAACGUCUGAAGUGUAACAGCUGCCAAAAACCAUUAAUUUAUCCACAUCAGAGAUUGAAUUUCUACUCCGACUACAGUCGUGUAUUCGCAUGUCCUCACUGCCGUGUGGUAGAUGCUCAUUUCGUGAAACCUCUAUCAACUUGUUUCACCCGCGAACAGUUUCAGCUCUACAGCCAGUGGCCCUAACCACUAGGAAAACUAGCUGGAUGUCCGUGCAACACUUUAGCCAAGGACAAAGAAAUUAGUUUUCUUGAAUUAGCGGAAAUACUUGCACCGGGCAUAUUAUCUAUGGAUUUAAAUAAUAAAUUAAUAAGUUGCAGUCAGUCUGACCGAUCACGAUACAUUGAUCGACUUUAAUUGCUGAAUGACAAAGGUCAGAAGAUUAUAACUAUCAUCUGUAUUACCCUAGACAUCAUGAGUGAUCAUCAUCAUUAUCCUCAUCAGACUUGCUACUGAUUGAGAUUAAAUCAUCUGGAUUUAUUGUAGACCUCUUCCAGCAUAUCAACAAGAGACGGAGUGGAUGUUGGAAGUGGAUAAAUAGUGCACAUUCAUUGUAUUGAUUUUGCUAUAACUUUUACGAUCUCUCUUCAUACUCCAAUGAUGCAGGAAAUUUUUCAUUCAAGUGCUCACACAGAAUGAUGAUUGCUCGGGUGAUACACGUCAAUAUAACGUAAUUAAUUAUUUCAUCUUUGGUGUCAUUAAUUUUUUGCGUAUAAAAUGACGGCCUGCGUUACUAAUUUAAUCAGGCAGUCUGAUCGCAACAUACAACACGCCCGUCUCAUGUAUUAGUCGAAUUAUUAUUAUUAAUCAAUUAAUUAAUUAAUUAUUAUUAUUAUUAAUUAUUAUUAUUACUUAUUACUGAUUAAUUAUUAUUAAUACUGGUAUAUCUAAAUAGUUAGUAAGUAAAAAAAAAGCAUCAACAUAAUUUACAUGUACGACGAAAAAACCACUUUUGUUAGGGGGAAAGAAAUACUAUUGUUUGUUACUUAGAUAAUCGAUAACGUUGUUUUCUUUUUAACAUUUUAUUAGUUUAUAUAUAUGUGGUGAAUAACGUGUCUAGGCGGCCAUGUUGUUUUGUUUGAGGUGUGACAAAGUUAUACGUUUUUUAACAAAUCGUCGCGAAGAUUUAUAUUAACUCCGCGUAUUCAUUUUAGCGAAAACUAAAAAUUCUCCGGGAUUUUUUAACAGAGAGAUAUACAUUAAGUAUGAAAGAUAGAAAAUAAUAAUGAAAACAUACAGUCUUUACUUACACAUAUAAAUGAAAAGAGAUGAAUUCACCUCCAACUUUUUCAUUUUCAUCAUUCUUUCACUGGUGUAUUUUAAUAUAAAACCUAUUCUUCUCUCUGUCAAGGACAAAAUUGAUAAAUUUUAACCGAACUGCGUGGUCAGAAAAUGAACAUAAACGUAAAGAUAAAAAGCAAAACACGUGGAUUUUAAAUAUGAAAAAUUAUGAAAUGAUAAUAAAGAAUAAUAACAUAAUAAAAUAAACGGAGAGUAUAACUCGAAUUCUUCGAGGACAUCAUACCCAUCUUUUUUCUUUUUCUGGCGAUGCUGGUCGUUGCUGCAUACCCAUAGCGGCCGUCCCCGAGAAUAAAAUAAUAUCCUCUCCCAAAUUUUUUCACUCGGUUCCAAGGUAGUGUAAUUAACCGCGUGUACCUCAACAUUCUACCAUAUAAUAAUCAUCCACGCUGAGAGAUAGAAAUAAAAUAAAUGCUUGGAAAAUAUAUAUGAAUUCUAGUUGAGUAAAA
This is a messenger RNA of Chelonus insularis, 3815 nucleotides long. RefSeq names its product headcase (gene heca). The record is from RefSeq and is a predicted model, not a curated record. Bases 871 to 2253 code for a protein of 460 amino acids. Lineage: Eukaryota; Metazoa; Arthropoda; Insecta; Hymenoptera; Braconidae. The transcript is spliced from 5 exons.